GCCCUUGGAGCUGUGUCUGUUUCUCAAGGACUCCGUGAGCUGGCGGACGCGAACCGCCCUAAGAAGAGGAAGGCAGGAAGGAAUACCAAGGCAGGCAGCUCUUCUGCCCCGGGGACCGAUGUUGGCAAGGCGGCCUCUGACCGCCCGUCGUCGACUGUCCCGCCAGUCGUAGACUUGGCGGGACCGGAUGUCGAGCCGUCUGCCCCUCUGACCCGGCGAGCGGGGAAAAGGGUGGUGGAGGCUCCCGCCUCGGAGGCGGCAGCAAAGAGAGCGAGGACGAGCUCCCCUCGUUCGAAAGCGGCCGGGAAGCGUGUGGACCAGGGAGGCUCCAUCCCCUUGUCUCAGUUGGCUGCUACAGAUACGGAGGCGGCCGAACAUGGUCUUCACACCAUCAGCGACUGGCUCGCCAUGCCGACCGAGUAUACCUCUACCUCUGAGGAUAACAACAGGCGUCUCGCGGGAACCGCUGCCCAGUUCUUCUUUGCGGCCCAGAUUGGAUUUUCUCAGAUUAUCCUUUUGAAUGACCGCUUGUCGAAGACGGUGGAGGACAAUGCGGUCGAGAUCGCCAAUCUUCGAAAGAGCGUGAGCAGCCAGCGGGAGGCCAUUGUUGCAGAGGUGUGGCCCGAGAUUCAACGUGAGUUUUCCGACAAGUUGGCAGAGAAGGAAAGGGAGGUGCUUGCGGCUAAAAACGCCUUGAGGAGAGCGCCCUUAAAUCUAAGGAGCUGGAAAGAACUUUGCUGGAGGAGCAGGAGGCGCUUCGUCAAGAGGUGGCGAACCUCAAGAGCGAGAAGGCCGCUCUGACCGCGAGCCAUGAAAGUGAGCUUGCAGCGGCUCGUGCUGAGGCGGGACCUGCUUAUCUGCAGUCAGCCGAGUUCAUUGCUUCUGACAAGGCCAAGUACAAGACCGUGGUUGGCAACGUGGUGGCCGCCAUCCGUCAUUUGUUCAGGGAAAAACGCCCCUGAUGUCGAGUGGGACUCGGACCGCGUCUGGGAUGCGGUUGGUCUAUGGUCAGCAACUGAUGUUAAUUCGGAGGCGGAUGAGUCCGAGGAGGAAGAAGCGGG
This is a messenger RNA of Linum tenue, 1061 nucleotides long. Lineage: Eukaryota; Viridiplantae; Streptophyta; Magnoliopsida; Malpighiales; Linaceae. The record is from the annotation of a GenBank genome assembly.